This is a messenger RNA of Cylindrotheca closterium, 585 nucleotides long. The record is from the annotation of a GenBank genome assembly. NCBI's taxonomy places the organism in Eukaryota, Bacillariophyta, Bacillariophyceae, Bacillariales, Bacillariaceae.
AUGAUUCGAUCACUUGUUCUUCUUUCCGUUCUCCUGUUCACAAACUGUGCAUCGAGCUUCGAAUCACGGUUGGUUCGGCAUAAUAAGGCUACUCCUAGUUUCCUAUUCCAAGGGAAGCAUUCAAGAUCAUUUACAAGUAUAGGGGCGAGUGGAAAUGAUGACAAAUCCGAUCCAGACCUUUCUACUGCCGACCAAAACUCCGAUGAUGACGCUGGAACGCAGGAAGUGCAAACGACAAAGCCAACAUCUACAAGGAUUGGAGGACGUCGAAAGAGAUCACGGCAGGAUACAACGAAGGUGCCUGCUGAGGCUGAUUCUUCGAGGAAUAAUAGAAUUGCAAGUAUCCUUUCCAAGUUUCGUACACCAACAUUGGUUUUCCUUGUACUGCUUUUGGUCAAAGGCUUUUUUUCUGGUGGCGAAACCUCAACUUACUACUAUUCCUACGAAAGCACUGUCUAUGAAACCCGGUCCUAUGUCUCUGACGGCGAAGUGAAGACGUCGAGAUCAGAAUCAAGAAGCUUCAAGUCCAAUAUCCCUGGUAUGGACCAAAGAUCAUUGUACUUUGACAAUUUCGAUGAGCAAUAG